UCUAUGCAGCGUCACUUCCGUCUCCUCCUUAGCAAAGCAAGAUGGCGGCCGUCGUAGAGAGAGUUGAUGGAUGUGUUGGGUCCUUGGACUCGGACGCGGUGUCACCCAGACAGUCCAGCCCUCCACCGGACCAGCCGCACCAGAACAACCCGCUGUUAGGACUGCCCAUUGUGGCCAUCGAUGCCAUUCUGAAUUUUCUGACCUACGACGAAAUCAGCCUGCUGCGCUCGGUGUGUAAGCGCAUGGACGUGAUCUGCCAGCGCGUCCUGAACCAGGGCUUCCUGAAGGUGGAGCGGUACCACAGUCUGUGCCAGAGGCAAGUCAAAGCCCAGCUGCCCAGGCGAGAAUCGGAGAGGAGAAACCAUUCCCUGGCCCGCCACGCUGACAUCCUGGCUGCCGUGGAGACGCGCCUCUCUCUGCUCAACAUGACCUUCAUGAAAUACGUCGACUCCAACCUGUGCUGCUUCAUCCCUGGAAAGGUGAUAGAUGAGAUUUACCGCGUGCUGCGCUACGUGAACUCCACUCGGGCCCCACAGCGAGCUCACGAGGUUCUGCAGGAGUUGAGGGAUAUCUCCUCCAUGGCCAUGGAGUACUUUGACGAGAAGAUUGUGCCCAUCCUGAAGAAGAAGCUGCCGGGGGCAGACCUGUCCGGACGCCUCAUUGGCUCCACACCAGUGGCCGGUCCAUCCACCUCCCUGACCACCAUGUCCCUGUUGGCCAAGAACACGCCGUCGCGCUCGGAGAUGACCAAGGUGCAGCAGCAGGUGAAGGUGAACGGCGCGUCGAUGACGGUGCUGCGCCGCGAGAUGCAGGAGAUCCGCGUCAAGCAGCUGGAGCAGCAGAAGCAGCUGCAGGACCAGGAGCAGAAGCUGCUGGAACAGACCCAGGUGAUCGGCGAGCAGAACGCCCGCCUCGCCGAGCUGGAGCACAAGCUCCGCGAACUGAUGGACAGCAGUGCCGCCGCCCUGGGCGGAGCCCGGCCCGGCGCCCCCGUCCCCUCCACAUCCAGCAGCGCCGGCGCUGUGGCCACCGCGGCCGCCGCAGCCGCCACCACGGCCAAUACGGUGUUGGCCAGUGGCAGCGCCGCCGCAGCGUCUCUAUCCAGAGAGCCAGAGGGCGAGGGGGGGGCAUCACUCAAACGCACCAGAAAGAGCUCGGAGCUCCCGCGACAGUCCAAACGGCUGCGCAGCAAGAAAUAAGAGACUCAGUGUGUCCAUUUAGUUGAAGUUCUGUUUUUGGUUUCGAGGUCUGACUGAUCACACCUUCUCCCAAAUCUCCCCCACCCCCCCCGCGUCUCUGCCCACCCCAGCAACCCCCAUCAGAAUCAGAACACAGGCAGGUGGUCGGGCCUUUGCAGCGAAGCAACUAUUUAUUAAAGAUUACGUUAAAAUCACUGUAUAGCUUUUUAACGUAGAUGCUUUUCUAACAGGCUUAUAUGUUUGCCAAAACAAUUUGGUAGGGCUUAACAGAAAUUCUGAUGGUGGGUUAAUUUGGUCAACGGAAGUCACACGUCACGUCAUAUUAAUGUAGUCCCUCCCUGGAAUAAAAUCUACCAAUAGAUUUAAUUUCACAAACGCACACGAUUAAAAGGAUAUCCCAGAGAAAAUGCAGAGUUAUGACGGUCCUUACAUCACAAUAACUAAAACUUCUAAUAAUAAACCUACUGGAAGUUAGUAGGAAGCAAUGAUUUCAUUCAUACGUUCUUCCUAACUUUGGCUAAGUGCAAUAAAAAUCUGUAACAUUUUACUUGAAGGUAUCUACAUAAGAGUGACAUGACACUCAUGAACACGUGUUCAUGACAGUGUCAUGUCACUCUUAUGUAGAUACCUUCAAGUAAAGUGUAACCUAAAAAUCCUCUAGAAAGUAAGACGUAAUUGAUAUUCCUUGGCAGCUUGGUUGGUCCGUCCAAACUCGCUGCUCAGUUUUUGAAUCGGCAUUAAAAAA
Sander lucioperca (pikeperch) is the source of this 1944-nucleotide messenger RNA. RefSeq names its product F-box protein 28 (gene fbxo28). The coding region runs from base 42 to 1199 and encodes 385 amino acids. The transcript has 5 exons. The record is from RefSeq and is a predicted model, not a curated record. Gene Ontology annotation, biological process: protein polyubiquitination. Gene Ontology annotation, molecular function: protein binding. Lineage: Eukaryota; Metazoa; Chordata; Actinopteri; Perciformes; Percidae.